Molecule: messenger RNA, 273 nt
Organism: Strongylus vulgaris
Lineage: Eukaryota; Metazoa; Nematoda; Chromadorea; Rhabditida; Strongylidae
Source: the annotation of a GenBank genome assembly
AUGUUGACCACUCACCUGCCAUUCCUAAUGGGUCCAACGAUGCUGAACUUGAAAAUCGACCCAUUGAUUCAAACUAGUGCCGUUACCGGACUUGGCAUUCUCUUCGCUCAAACCGGUCAUACAAAUGUUGUUAAUAAGCUACUUAACGAGGGUUGUGUUAUAAGGACAUUCGAUUAUGACGUGAAAUGCAUUCCAGGUGGAGCGCUGGUAACUUGGAAGGCGGCUGAGUUGCCUGAAGUGUUUAUUGCAAUAAGCACUCACAAUUUCUUGUGA